UACAGGUUGAGACAGUCCGGCAGAAGUUAGUUUACCACUAUCCGUCCUCAGAGAAGCACGUGUAUAUGAGUUGUGACUCUGAUUUAGUUAAUGCAGAUUAGACAUAUAUAAGAAAAUGGAUUUCUGUCCUCGAGGAACGGUUCCAGAUAUCGGAGAUCUUAACUUCUCCAUGGAUAGCAUGGAUACUUUUCAUGAUAUUGAUAUAAAGAUGGAAGACAUAGAGGCCCAAGAGGACUUCCACAUGGAACAUUCUCUCUCUAUGUUCGAGUUCGACACCAUGAAAGAUCUGACUUUGGACAUAGAUGCCGUAGUUCGAUCAGCGGAGAAAAGAUCAAUCUUGGACGAACUUGAUACCAAAGAUAAGAUACGACAGGAUUGUAUGUGGUCUACGGGACAAAAUCUUGCAAAACUAUUCAAACCUGAUGAUAAAGCUGACAGAGUUAAACCCUACACAUCUCUUCUAAAUGAAGAAAUGAGCCUCACACCCCCAACCUCUUAUAUAAACGAGUACCUGAAACAUUUUGAAACUCCUCUACCUUCAGAUGAAGAAUCCUCUUGCUCGAGCGGAGAUGAGAUUGACGUAGUUUCAGACUGGUCAACAGUCAUCAUGGAGCAAGGCUGUCGUCUCUCAGAUCAAACCGUUCUUACAAGUUCAGUAUCUAGUAAAGAUCAUUGCUAUACUUCAAGAAACCUGUCAUGUACACUCACACCUCCAGAAUCUUCAGAAGAUGAAGAUUCAAUCCAGGGAUACUACUCAUCAAAACCGUCCUCGCCCGAGUUCAAAAUUCGAAACCGUCCUCACCAAGGAGUUGAAGCAGAUCGCCUAAAUCUAGCUGUAAAAAGUAUCAUGGACUCAAACCCCUCCCUAAGAAAGCAAAAUUCCUCUAAAGCAAAGUUUACCUUCAAAAUCAAAAUUAAAACUUCGUUAAAACAUUCAAGAGAACCUCGAUGGGGCUCCAACAUUCAUCAGUUAUCUAGAUCAGAAAAACCUCGCUUAUCCGUCCUCAAAACCUCGGAGAACAUUGAACGCCCCAAGGAUGCACGUGACCUGCACAACUACAUGGAAAGACAAAGAAGAACGGAGUUAAAAAAUGCUUACGAUAUUGUUAAAACUUGCGUCCCAACCAUCUCCUCCUCUGACCGGGUGUCUAAACAGAUGAUACUGGAUAAAGCUAUUGAAUUUUGUCGGAGCCUUCGUCAAACUGAAUCCCUAGCUCACAAACAGAGAAGGAUGCUCAUGGAGAAGAACACAGAGCUCAAGAAGAAAUUAAAGACCUUACAGCUCAGAGCAAGCUUGUCUCACUGAGAGAAUAUAUACUAACAAAAUUAUAAUGUUUACCCCAUGGUCUCAAUAACUGUAUAAAACCCUUCCUAGUCUGAAAUGAAAAGUUUAUAUAUUUCUAAGAUUUUUAUAUUCUAUCAGUUGUAUGAAAAUAAUAGUAUAUAGUAUAAUGCAUAAACUGUAAACUGGUCCUUUAUGGCCAAAAAUGUACAAAGUCGAGUGGACCUUUUCUCUAAAUAAUUGGAUAAUAUAGAAUAAAAUAUGAAAUAUAUGUUUAGAAAAUUAUCACCCAA
Molecule: messenger RNA, 1575 nt
Organism: Eurytemora carolleeae
Lineage: Eukaryota; Metazoa; Arthropoda; Copepoda; Calanoida; Temoridae
Product: myc proto-oncogene protein
Exons: 2
Coding region: 116-1306 (396 amino acids)
Biological process (GO): regulation of transcription by RNA polymerase II
Molecular function (GO): RNA polymerase II cis-regulatory region sequence-specific DNA binding; protein dimerization activity; DNA-binding transcription factor activity, RNA polymerase II-specific
Source: RefSeq, a predicted model, not a curated record